Molecule: messenger RNA, 1020 nt
Organism: Durotheca rogersii
Lineage: Eukaryota; Fungi; Ascomycota; Sordariomycetes; Xylariales; Xylariaceae
Exons: 1
Coding region: 194-751 (185 amino acids)
Source: RefSeq, a predicted model, not a curated record
CUAUGAACUUCCUAUUCGUAUUGCUCGGGCUUCAAGUUGAUUAUCUACGUGCUACCCCCAACCGUAUGCCGCCUAGCAAUUCCCCGGUUGGCUGCUCCAGGCGCGAUAUCGUUGGCUGCGGCCCUCAGGUCGACAGAGGAGAGGAUAAAGUGGCUCGCAGAAAUAUACUUGCGCCGUAAUCAAUGCUGACGCUAUGUGGUCUAAAAGUCGGCCAUGCCUAUUUUAUUUUUCCCUUCCCAGCCCGACUCCUUCCAACUGCUACUCAACCUCACAGCCCUUGGCUUCUCGUCCGACUAGCCGUUCUCGUAACAUGUCCCGUCGUAGAAACCCGAGCGGAUCUUUCGCGAGGAACUCGUUAGCUAAGCUCGUCGGGAUCUACUCCUGUGCGUCAUCCUCGGAGUGGACAGACAGACAGACAGACAGCCUGCCUCGCCCUCUCCCUGCCGUCUCCGUUCUACACACGGUGGCUGAAUCCAUACCCCAAUUGACUUGUGUUGUUGGUGCACAUUCGUGCCUCUCUCGCGAGGGCCACGCACACAAGCCCAGACAAGUCUGGUCAGGACGGAGCCAGAUAACCCACGGACGGUUCUCCCAAAGUGUACUUCUUUUUGGCUCCUAUCUCCAAGUGCUAAAGCGCCUCAGACCCUGGCCCUGGAAGACCCGCCCGUCAAGAAAAGGGAACGGCGAGGAGGGAUCGAAGAAGAAUUUAGAACAUGGAUCCAUUGUCUGUGCUGCAACCUUCGCGGCUUAGCCCUCUGCGCGCUCUGGGAGCAUCUCUAACAAUUCCUGACGGGAGACUACAUUCACCGCAAGAACGUCGCCGGAGGAAGAGGUCGCCAAGUCGAGUCUGCAAUCCAAACACAUAAAGAACCUCAAGAAGCUGGAAGCAAUUCAUCGUGAACCUCGUCGAAUGAAGAAGAUCAAACCAUCCGGCUGGGUAUCUGACGGGGAGAAUCCCGGGACGGGUCGUAGCAGCAGAGUUUGCCCUGCAAGGAUGGGCGAAGAAGAAAAGAUCGACCC